Messenger RNA from Carassius auratus (goldfish), 1853 nucleotides. RefSeq names its product protein FAM49A-like. Gene Ontology annotation, molecular function: small GTPase binding. The transcript has 13 exons. The coding region runs from base 299 to 1273 and encodes 324 amino acids. Gene Ontology annotation, biological process: regulation of actin filament polymerization. NCBI's taxonomy places the organism in Eukaryota, Metazoa, Chordata, Actinopteri, Cypriniformes, Cyprinidae. The record is from RefSeq and is a predicted model, not a curated record.
AGGUUGUCAGUUUGAAUGGGAGCGCCUGUCGCUGUGUUCACGCGGGGGCUCGCUCUGGCUGUAAUAUCUAGUAACGUUAGACUCCGUUGACUGACUGAGUCGGCAGAAUUGAAAGGAGUAAACUCCCUGGAAAAAAACCUUUGCUAUAUAAUACUGAACCAAGAACAAGUGGAUGAUCUGAAAGGAAGCAUUCGUUCUCCUCCAGAAAAGGUUUUGCUGGAAUGGGUAAUCUUCUAAAAGUCCUUACAAGGGAAAUAGAGAACUAUCCACAUUUUUUCCUGGACUUUGAAAAAACCAAAUGGGGAAUCUGUUAAAAGUGCUCACUUGCACAGAGCUUGAUCAGGGGCCAAACUUUUUCCUUGACUUUGAAAACGCACAGCCAACAGACUGUGAGAGAGAGGUGUGGAACCAGGUGAAUGCUGUUCUCCAGGAGUCCGAGAGCAUCCUGUCCGGCCUGCAAGCCUACAAGGGGGCGGGCCAGGAAAUACGAGAUGCAAUACAGAAUCCUAGUGACAUGCUCCUUCAGGAGAAGGCGUGGAACUCUGUGUGUCCCCUUGUCAUCCGCCUAAAGAAGUUCUAUGCUUUUUCAUUGAAACUAGAGGAAGCACUGAAGAGCCUUUUGGAGUCUCUGACAUGUCCACCAUACACCCCCACUCAGCACCUGGAGAGGGAGCAGGCCCUCGCUAAACAGUUCGCUGAAAUCCUGCAUUUCACCCUCCGCUUCGAUGAGCUGAAGAUGAGGAUUCCAGCUAUCCAGAAUGACUUCAGCUACUACAGAAGAACAAUCAGUCGAAACCGAUUAAACAACAUGAAUCUUGAUAUUGAAAAUGAGGUCAAUAAUGAAAUGGCAAAUCGAAUGUCUCUGUUCUACGCUGAAGCCACGCCUAUGCUGAAGACCCUGAGCACAGCAACGACAAACUUUGUGACAGAAAAUAAGACAUUGCCUCUUGAGAACACCACAGACUGCCUGAGCACUAUGGCAAGUGUAUGCAAGGUCAUGCUUGAGACACCAGAAUACACAAGUCGAUUCAACAGUGAAGACACACUUCUGUUCUGUAUGAGGGUGAUGGUGGGGGUUAUUAUCCUCUAUGACCAUGUGCAUCCAAACGGUGCCUUCAACAAAUCCUCCAAAAUUGAUAUGAAAGGAUGCAUUAAAGUCUUAAAAGAUCAGCCAGCAGAUAAUGUUGAAGGUCUUCUUAAUGCCCUCAAGUUCACCACAAAACACCUGAAUGAUGAGUCCACUCCAAAAAAUAUCAGAACGAUGCUCCAGUAAUGGUUUUAAGUGAAAUGGGUCAAUAUUCUGACCUCAAAAGAUGUAUAUGUUUACAUUUAUUUAAGGACGUAAAUGUUAAUAUUAUUUACAUAAUCAUUCCCUCCAAGUUGCUGCAAUGUAAAGAAAGCAGACCUUUAUUCUAAACAAAUUGCCUAUACUGUCGACAGAAGCAUAAAUUAAUAAAAACCAAGCAUCCUUAUGAAAUCCUUUUUUCAAAUGAAUAACCAUCAUCAUGUUAACCAAAAGAGCUGAUGCACUGGUUGCGAGUUACAGUGAAAUUCAGUCAAUAUUGAAUGAGUAAAGUGUGUUGGGAUAGUUGUGCUGUUGUAUUUGUAAUAAGGUAAUGAUGAGAAAAGACAGCUUUAAAAAAAAAAAAAAAAGAACAUAAUGUGAUGUAACCAUUUUCUUUUCCUUUUUCUGUUGUUUUAAAAAAUCUGUGGUUUGGCUAAAGGUGGAGAUAUCAGCUUUUUUGUUAUUAUGUGAUGUGUGUUGUUCAUGUCUUUGUGCCUCUUUGUUUCUAACACAUUGAUGAGUAUCGAAUACAGCUUUAAAAUCUCAAAUAAAAUUGACAUUUUGAUUA